UCAAUGGGGAAAAAGAAGGCGGGGAGGGCUUUACGCCGGCUGUCUUGACUUCAACCCCGGCCGGCCGGCAUCUCACACACGUUCACAAACGUUCUCUCUGUAUAUUAAUCAAUUUUUCUGACCGAACUCUCUGCACUAUGAAGAUCUGGACAUCGGAACACAUAUUCAAUCACCCUUGGGAGACGGUGACCAAGGCAGCAAUGCAAAAGUACCCUAAUCCGAUGAAUCCCAGCGUGUUCGGGGUAGACGUUUUGGACCGGACCAUCGACAAGCACGGCCGCCUCCACAGCAAGAGGCUUCUCAGCACUGAAUGGGGUCUUCCCUCGAUAGUCAAAUCUAUCAUUGGCAACACACGGACGUGCACGUACAUUCAAGAGCACUCGGUCGUGGAUCCGCAAGAGAAAAGUUUGGAACUUCAGUCCACAAAUAUUACGUUCACCAACUUGGUGUCUGUGGAUGAGAAGUUAACGUAUAAACCCCACCCUGAGGAUUCCAGAAAAACAAUCCUGACACAAGAAGCUAUCAUCUCUGUAAAAGGAGUAAGUCUAAGCAGCUACUUGGAGGGCAUUCUAGCCAGCACCAUCUCAACCAACGCAGGAAAGGGCCGCGAAGCAGUCGAGUGGGUGAUCCGGCGGCUCAACACUGAAAUCGAGGAGCUAGCGGCAACAGCACGCGGGACGAUGCGAACCCCGUUGGCCGCCGCCGCCGUCACUGACAAAUGACCUCUCCUUCCUAAUUUUCCACCAAAGCCUCCCCUGUGCCUUGGCUGCCGGGGGUAGAAACUCAGGGAGCUGUGGAAAAGGGAGGAAAACAAGUGCCAAAACCUCUUGGGUUGAAUUUACAUUGCAUGGUUCAAGUGACAUGGCAGUGUAAUAAGAGAAAAAAAAAAGUUGUGUCACUUGAAAACAAACCUGGAAAUAGACACCCCCAUAAAUUUGACUUUGGCACUAUAUUUUGAAUUGGGCAAUUGAACCUGAAGUGGAAAUCCAGCCUCAGAAAAGCACCAUCGCCAGUGUUGUGUUUUGACACAAAUAUGGCAUGUGUCAAGCAAACGUGCUAAUUGUGGCAUGAAAGAGUUGAGGGCACAGAAGAAUCGCAUUGUUAAAAGCAUCCCUAUAAGGAAACGGUUGUCUUCGUUAAAUUUCUUUUAUAUGGUAGUGCUAGAAUGGUUUUGCGCAUUACAGGACAGUCAAUGGCACAAAUGUUAGUAUUUUAUUAUUAUUUUUGUGUUGGGAGUUGCAUCUUCAACACUCUCCUCGGACCUCAUAUAUAUAACAUUCUGUACUUUGUAUUAGUAAAUGAGUUUGUAAAUUGUUAGCUGUUAUUUAAUAGUUAUGUAUUUAAGUUAUGUGAAGGGAUCAAGUUAGCUUGGGAUGGUUGUGUUUUGAUGAAGUGUAGAAUGGUUGGCAAAUUUACUGUGCUUCCAUGCGUGAGAAGGCUGCCCCUUAAAUGCAGUAGUCCCCAUUUGCACAUCUAACUAAGAUACACAUUUUGAAGGAGCAGAUGGAGCUGAACAUUCGUGGUAGUUUUCAUACUGUUACAAUGGAGAGUGUGGUUGUUGUUGUUUUUUUAGUAUAUUUCUUUGAAUGUAACAUAUAUUCUGAAGACAGACUUUUAAAUGAACCAAGUUGGAAAUUGUAACGUGCCUCUGUGAAAUCUUGCCAACUUCAAGAUCGUGCUAAUGUGAAUAAAAGCAUUUUGAUGACUUUGUAAA
Molecule: messenger RNA, 1714 nt
Organism: Syngnathus typhle (broad-nosed pipefish)
Lineage: Eukaryota; Metazoa; Chordata; Actinopteri; Syngnathiformes; Syngnathidae
Product: PRELI domain containing protein 3B-like
Exons: 6
Coding region: 138-722 (194 amino acids)
Biological process (GO): phospholipid transport
Cellular component (GO): mitochondrial intermembrane space
Molecular function (GO): phosphatidic acid transfer activity
Source: RefSeq, a predicted model, not a curated record